This is a messenger RNA of Penicillium chermesinum, 4845 nucleotides long. RefSeq lists its product as uncharacterized. The transcript has 8 exons. The record is from RefSeq and is a predicted model, not a curated record. Gene Ontology annotation, cellular component: cytosol. Gene Ontology annotation, biological process: tRNA methylation. NCBI's taxonomy places the organism in Eukaryota, Fungi, Ascomycota, Eurotiomycetes, Eurotiales, Aspergillaceae.
UUGGCAACUUCUCGUGCAACGGGACCCGCCCCUUUGUCGCCCAGUAUGGAGUCCUUAGUACUCAAUACGCAAGUCGUCUCCGAAAAGACAUUGAAAGAGAUCGUCAAAGGCCCGCUGGCGCAUUUUACUCUGAAUUGCGACGAUAGCGAAAAGGUGCAUCGGCUAUGGCAAUCACUGAAGAUCACAUUGUCUGCCCCAUCACUUUCCAAUGAGCACAUCGGCGAGGCUUGCAAUGCAGCUUCGGCUUUUCUUGAAGCCGCAGCCAAAUCCUCUACGGAAAGUACUAAGCAGCUUGCACUGUCGACCGGUACAUGGCUGUCUACCUUUGAAGUGUUCCUUGCCCGCUAUGAGGACUUUAGUCCGAAGCCAUUGAAGCAGCUCGUGGGCUCUUUGGUGACAAUUCUGGCAAAGAACUUCCCGGCCGAUAAAAAAGCGCAGAUUGAGGAAGCUAUUAUGCAAGCAACGCUCCCAAGUAUCCUUCUUGGUGAACCAAGAGCUCACCUGAAAGGAUCAGUGGUUGCUCUAGAGAUGCUGAUCCGCAAGGGCGCGAUAUCUCCGACGAGGCUAAUUUCUCUGCUUCAGAAUUGGCUGACGAAUAACUGGUCUAAAUGGUCUCCGACUUUCGAGAAAGAGCAUGAGGCUCUUCUGCUGGAUAAGUCAAGUACCCAAGCCGCGUUGACUAAUUUGACUGGCGAGUUAGCAGCCAGGGUCUUUGUCCUUGGUCUUAUUACUCAUGGAAGCACUCGUUCAUUAGCUGGUCCCUGUAGUGGGAUUCUUGAAAAUUUCCUCCAGAAAUUUAGGAAGCAAUCCCCGAAUGAAAAAGCCUCGAAGUUCUGGGUUGCCCCGGUCCGUCAUGUGGCUUUACACGAUCUGCAGGAUUUCGAAGUCCUUUCAACCCAGGUAUUACCACCAAUAUUUACGGGGGACCCAGAGGGGUUUGUUCAAUUCGUCAAGACCCUCCCAUUGGAAUCGGCUUUGACGGGUGACAUGGCUGCAAGCAACGAACCCGAGAUUAUACUCCUUUUCGUGGCCCUCCAGAUAGGAAAGAAGAUCAACCUAGUUCACGAAGACUACGAUCCAUCACUCACAAACAAAUCCAAAAAGCCAAACCCCUGGAAUAUUGUUCUGAAAAGUGAGGUUAUUGGCAAAUUCUUACUACACCGCGAGCCCAAUAUCCGUGUAGCUGCUUUGUCUCUCCUGAUUACUGCGUUUUCGACGACCAAGCCGAUGACAAGCAUGGCAACAAAUGCGAUUCUGCGCGGAUUGCCGUCAAUUCAUGCCGAUUCUGAUUCUCACAGUAGAUCAGAGAUUAUGGGUAUCACACGAAAAUUCAUUGUUCGGUUGAAAAGUGGGAUCAAAGAUAUUGAUUGCCUUGAAUCAACCGCCUCGGCGCAGAAAGAUAGUGCUUCGGAGCAGCUGAAGAGUAAUGAAAUGACUUUGGCUUUCUUAGGAGAGUAUGUCAACUUUCUCCAAGAUGACCUUUGUGUGACUGCAUCAUAUCCUCGUCAUAUCAGCUCCUUAAAGGCACUCAAGCUCCUGCUGGAAUCUGGUCUCGACUCAUUGACCGACCCUUCACUUGCGAAAGGAGAUGGCCAAGGAAACUGGAAGGUUAAUAUGGAGAUUUACGGCUCCUGUCUUUUACGGCUCCUACUUGACCUUCUUCUUGAUCCGUUUGAAGAAGUUCGUCAAACAUCUCUCGCCAUUAUAAACCUCUUUCCUUCUCAAAUAUUACUCAGCGGGGGCCUCCGGAGCGCGGGUCAGAAACCGGAUGUUGUGAUGUUACUCCCAGAAGCGUUAUGCCGAGCUGAGAAUAUUGCAAGCAACACCAGUCGAGCAGACCAUGCUGAUACAGUUGCUCGUUUGUACCACGUUUUGUUCUCUGCCGCCCAGUCUACAGACUUCAUUGGAGAUGGGCAGCCUUGGUGGGCUACGAAGUUCUCCGUGGUCAAUUCCUUGCUGCUUAAGUUGGAGGGACGGCUGGGUGCCUCCAAUGGGCUAUUCAAUAGCGCCAUGCGCGAGGCAUCUCUCCACGGAUAUAUGUCUGGUCUUCGGUACAUCAUUCUCACCCCUAAUUUCUACUCCCAGAUUUCCUCAUCUGGCAAUAUAGCCAUAUGGCGUGAGACCCACGAACGAAUUGUUUCAAUUUGUGAGCGUAUCUGGGAAGAAGUUAGAUCUGUCUUUCUUUUGCUACAUGCCACAAUCUUCAACAGGACGUAUGGUCCGUCUAGUGACCAGGGGCUAAAGCGUGCUGACUUCGAAAAGCUGGGUACCUCAAGCUUCACCCAACUCGCGGAACUCCGUCAUAGAGGUGCAUUCUCUACUGUAUCACAAACCUUCGCAACGUGCUGUCAGAGAUGCAGUGCCUCGAAGGAUCCUUCUAUCCAAGAACUUCCUCAUUUGUGGUAUCAAGAUGCGAAGUCGCUCAUCUUUGAGUCCGCCGGAAAGCUCACACGAAGAUCUGCUGGUUUGCCAGCUCUGGUUACUGGAAUAUUAGCGUCGAGUCCUAACAGUCCUUUCUUUAAAUUAGCCAUGGAGGGACUUUUCGAGAUCUCACGUCUCUCUGUUGACUAUGAUAAGGAGGAACAAUAUCUCGAACUUCCACAGGUCCAUGCUAUCAACUGUUUGAAGGAUGUUUUCACAAACACCAAGAUCGGCCCUUUCACCGAGCCAUUCAUUAUGUCUGCGCUCACUCUUUCAGCAGAACGAUUGGGCUCUCCAAUCUGGGCACUUCGCAACUCGGGUCUUAUGCUUUUCCGGGCUCUUUUGACCCGUAUCUGUCGUUUGACCGUGGGCACUAAAGCCGGGUUCGGUGGCCCUUCUGGAUCUGAGCCCGGUGCUAAGAUCUCGUUUCUCAAAUACCCCGGUCUCAUCGAGCUGCUUUCUAGUCUUCUUGCGCCUAGCGUAGGGAAUACUGUGUAUGAAGGUUCAGAUAUCGUGACAGAGCGAAUCUUUCCCGCUCUGGAACUCAUUGGAGAGAAAAUCCCAACCCCUGAUGAUAACAGUGACAAAGUAUUGCGCGGCCUAGUCGUGGAACACUUCAGUAGUCCCGUUUGGGGAAUUCGAGAACAUGCUGCCCGGGUCUAUGCGUCUCUCAUGGCUCGUCAAGAUAUUUUGCAGGAUAUUCGCAGACUUCUCGGCCUCCUUGGGACAGGAAGUUCAGAGAACCUGAUUCACGGAGUUUCGCUCUGUUUCCGGUAUUCUCUGCGUCGCUUCGCAGCCACUGGCGAUGCAUUUUGGAUUUCACAACUCGAUGGGAUAUUGGAAACCAUCCGCCUGGCGUUCGAUACGGUGUUUGCCUUCGCCAAAUCUCCUUUCGUUGUGACUAUACUCAUUGAGGUUUUGAAUGACACCAUCGACCGCAGCAUUAAGGCAGCAGCUGAAAGACAGGUUAUCAAACCUAUAAAUGAUAUUUUCGACGAACACGAACUUCAUGCCGCUUUGUCUUACGUUUUCAACUCUUCUGAACAAGGAUGGAAUUUGACACCUGUCGCACGAUCGUCCUCACUUUUGCGAAGAGCUUUUGCUUGGUUCUUGGCCCUCAAGAAGGUCAUUUUGCAAGAGAAUGACCUGCACGAUACCUUUCUUGGAGUCUCGCAACAUGAUCCGGAUGCAGCAGGUUGGGUUUGUGAACAACUCCGUGAGACACUAGGGGAGAAAGAGCGAUUUCAUAAGCAACUGGCUCAGCUUUACACUUCAAUAAUUCUGGGUAAUCACCCGGCAGAUGUGAAGACCACCGCUGUUGCCAGUCUGGCAUCCCUUCUCGAAGCCCUUCUUGCAGCCCAAGUUAGCUUGAUCAAAGAGCUUGACUUGCCAUUUGAGUCCCUACUGCAAAAUUUCCAACCUGAGAAAGAUAUCGAAACAUGGAAUCGCCAUACCACCGACGGGGAGCUUCGACUGCGAGGUUCUCUCCUGGCCAUCGCUGCAGCUUCGAAUGGUGCUAGUAUUCUUCACCCUGACUUCAAGGCGAAUAUUAUGGGCUGGGUUAUUAAGCUCCGCUCGGCUCUUAGCGAAGAGACAGAAUUCACUACGCGCUACGCGGCAGUAGCCUCUGUUGGUAGCUUUAUCUACGUCCUUCGCCCUGAAGGUACCUCAGCCCGAGCUGAUCCUCUAUUCCUGGAGCUAUAUUUGAUACUAUACGACAUGCUUAACGAUGACGACGAGGAACUGCGCGAUUUAGCUGCAUCAUCUGCAUCGUACGUCCUGUCAUAUUCAACUGUAUCUCCUGGUGCCGCGGUUGCUCUAGGGCCCUUGAAUGCCAGCGCCCUCCUCGCUAGAUUUAUCAUGACUCAGUACUCUGAUUCCAUGCAUUUUGCCCGCCGACUUAUCCGCUAUCUGACUGGGCAAGAGCCAAGAAUUAGCGGAUCCGAUAGGCAAAGCCAGCUAACUCCGGUGUCUGAAUUGAUUGCAGAGUAUCGUCAAGAGAGCACUGUCCUCUUCGUGGAAGAGAAGCAGAACUUAUUCAUAGACGAGGUCAGAGAAGUUGAUGUUUGGUCUCAGGCUCUUUUGCAGCUUCAGAGGGUGGCGUUUCCCGAAACGCUCGUUCGGCAGAUAUCAGGCUGGGUGUCCGAAGGUUUGGAAUAUCUAUUCAGCCUGUUUUCGAGAGACUCCGGUAAAGAUGGCCUUUUGGGCUGGGUUUCGAAACCUGAAGCAUUUACCCUUGGCAUUCGCGUCAUCACGAUUUCUUCUGUGUUGGUCUCACCACAAUUCUCCGGCUCGGAUUUCAUGGAUAUUGAUCCUCAUGUUUUGCGGGUUCAGCUUGAAAAAGUUGGCCGAAUUGGGAGAUCAGCUUCGGUGCAUGACGCUUGGCUUGCAAGGAUCAAUUCAUGCUUAGAAGAGACGAAAUAG